AUGGGCGGUUGUUGCUGUUGUGCUUUCAAGGAGACUGAGUUGAGUGCUCCGCCUGCUUACUAUUAUCAGUAUCCAAGAGCAUCAGAUGAGCAUGUUCCACUAUCUUCUCAUCAAGGUGCUCCCUCUGCUUUCUCUGGAAGGCUCUUGGUUGAUACUAAUCUAGAUACUUCAAGUCCUGAUACUUAUACACCCCCUCCUGCUCCUAUCCCUUUCAAUGUGACAUUGGAUGCCACUCAGACUGCACCUGUGGCUCAUGAAAUUUCCUGCGACAAGAACAAUACAAAUUCUAAUUCAGUUCAAGAACCAUCUGGAGACAAUCAUGGAACCUCACCUAAGUCAGAAGAACUGAAGGAAUCAGAAUGCAAAGGUCAGACUGAUUUAGAACUAGACUCAGCAAAGGAUUCUGAAAUUGAACUUCCAAAGUUGGGAGAACCUAUAAAUUUAGUAGAAGAAGAGGAUGGAUGCCCGAUAUGUUUAGAAGAAUAUGAUGCAGAGAAUCCAAAACUAAGCACAAAGUGUGAGCAUCACUAUCAUCUUGCUUGCGUUCUGGAGUGGAUGGAAAGAAGUGAAACUUGCCCUGUCUGUGCUCAGGCCUUGGCUUUCAGCCCUCCCAUUGAAUAG
Molecule: messenger RNA, 621 nt
Organism: Lathyrus sativus (Indian pea)
Lineage: Eukaryota; Viridiplantae; Streptophyta; Magnoliopsida; Fabales; Fabaceae
Source: the annotation of a GenBank genome assembly